Messenger RNA from Aspergillus tanneri, 534 nucleotides. RefSeq lists its product as uncharacterized. The coding region runs from base 1 to 534 and encodes 177 amino acids. The record is from RefSeq and is a predicted model, not a curated record. NCBI's taxonomy places the organism in Eukaryota, Fungi, Ascomycota, Eurotiomycetes, Eurotiales, Aspergillaceae. Gene Ontology annotation, molecular function: oxidoreductase activity. The transcript has 5 exons.
AUGGCUGCCCUUCAAGGUCUAUGGUCCACUUACCGAAUGAACUCGGGCCAUGAGAUUCCUAUCCCUGGAUACGGAAUCUUUUUCACAACCAAAAUUCCACCCGGGUCGAUAGGCUACGAGCGCACCAGGAAGGCUAUCGAUACGAGCCGAAAGAAGCGGAGCAGGACUACUUCGAUCCUCGAGGCUCAGAAGGCCGGGAAGACCAAAUCUAUUGGUGUAUCUAAUUACGGUGUACAUAAUCUUGACGAGCUGGAGCAAUAUAUCAAAGGCGGUGGUGGUACUAUUGACGUUGGACAGAUUACGGAGGCUGUGGUGAAGACGAUUGGCAAGAAAUAUAACAAGUCUCCGGCCCAAGUUCUGAUCCGAUGGAGCUUGCAGAAGGGCUUCGUUCCUCUUCCUAAAUCUGCUACUCCAAAUCGGAUCCAGGAGAAUGCCGAGGUGUUCGAUUUCGAGUUGUCUGAUGCGGAUAUGAAAAUCCUCCAUACAGGAGAGUAUGACCCGAUAGAUUGUGAUCCAACUAUCGAUUAUGAUUGA